UUAAGUCCGUAUGACACGGACCAGUUUUCCAUCCAUUUUCUGAAUGAGAAUUUGUAUUCAGAAUUUACUGCAACAUGUAUUACAGAAACAGAGAGUCUGAAUGCAAAAUUGGAUGAAAAAUAGAACAUGUCCUAUUUUUCAUUCAUUUUAUGUUGAAGCGCAUGCGCAUAGCGCCGUUAUUUAACCUUCGAAUUGUUUGUUUUGAAGUGAGAAACAAUUUUCUAGGCUAGUUGACACUUAUAGUAUCUGUCAAUUAUUAAGAAAAAUAUCAUAUGGCGCUUCUAGGCCUCCGUACAAUCGGGUAAUUCCUGUAUUUUAUAUGGCAGGUUGAAUUUUUUAUCAAGAUUCAAAAAUUACUUUGAAAUGUCAUUAUCAAAAUCAUGAUACAGCGACAGGCUCCUGCUGCGAUGUGUCUACUGUCUAAUCUUGUGACUGUGACCCAAGGAGAGUUUUAUAAUCCUUGACUGUGACCCAAAUAUCGUUAAGUAGACUUUGCAUGUCAAAUGUAUUUGGUAUCUGGCAACCCUGGAGUGUGAAUUUAACAGCUUGUCAAUUGUCAGCUUUGACAAAUGUCACUGUCGUUUUAAAGUGCUUUAGAAAUAGAAUAAACAGAGAUAGAUUGAAUAAAUAUUUCUUUUUUAGGGUUUUCAUAGGCAACCGACAUGGGUAAGGUAAAGUGUUCCGAUUUAAGAACCAAAGACAAGAAGGAGCUCACCAAGCAGCUCGAUGAGCUCAAAACGGAGUUAACCAGUUUGAGGGUAGCCAAAGUUACCGGAGGCGCACCUUCAAAACUUUCCAAAAUCCGUGUUGUGCGUAAAGCUAUCGCACGUGUGUACAUUGUUAUGCACCAAAAGCAAAAGGAAAAUUUAAGGAAAUUGUACAAAAAUAAGAAGUACAAGCCUUUGGACUUGAGACCCAAGAAGACCCGUGCCAUUCGCCGUGCUCUUUCCUCACAUGAAAAACGUAUCAAGACUGUUAAGGAAAUUCGUCAACGAUCUGCUUUCCCACCUAGGAAGUUUGCUUUGAGAGCCUAGUUGUCUUUGUAACAAUAAAUAUUUAUAAGUGGAUAUCCACCAAGAUUGUUUUGUUACUAAUAAGUGCUUGGAAAAGAACUCACCCAAUUCUGUGGGGCACAAAAAAU
Phaedon cochleariae (mustard beetle) is the source of this 1141-nucleotide messenger RNA. The record is from the annotation of a GenBank genome assembly. Lineage: Eukaryota; Metazoa; Arthropoda; Insecta; Coleoptera; Chrysomelidae.